Molecule: messenger RNA, 1662 nt
Organism: Cladocopium goreaui
Lineage: Eukaryota; Dinophyceae; Suessiales; Symbiodiniaceae
Source: the annotation of a GenBank genome assembly
AUGUUUGUGAUCGAUUCUGCAUGCCUCACUCUUCGAGAGAUGGCCGGCAGCAACGACGGAAAAUUGGCUGUUGAAGCCUUGCUUCGUUUGUCACUCAAGGGAUUUUUUCCAGCUGCCAAUGAAGUUUGUCAUUUGGCGCCAGGUGCUCUUGGAACGGCGUCAACGUUUCUACACUUUGUCACACGCUACAAUCGCAUCCCAACUCCUCGAGUGAGCACAUCUGGCAGGGUGGAACUUUACUUCCAAGGAUCAACUGAUCCCAUCAGCGGAGCCCUCGUGAAUCAGGUUCUUGCAAACCUGGGUGCAGCUGCGGCACUCUCCCGUCGAGCGGAAUCACCUUCUGAUUGGCCUUGCCAGGCACUCCAGGAAAUUUGCAAGGCUUUGAAUGGUGACCCAGAAGGUUUUGCAGUUCAGAAGGUGAUGGACAUGCUUUUUAGCAAGAAUGUGUCUGCAUAUCAAAUGCCGUCGCUAUGGCCGCUAUGGGCUGCAAAAAGAGAGGGCCCUGCCAAACCACGUGAAGACACAGCGCAUCCUGACAUUGCUUUCCUUGCUUUGGAAUAUUUGUUUGACCAGCUACAGGCAGAUAAGUGGUGGAAGUUCCUCAAAGAUUCGCAGGAGCCACAACCCAGAGCCACAGCUGCGCGCAAGGCUGUUGCCUAUUUGCUGUUCACGCAAGGACCUGGCAAGGACAAUGCCAACACACCUACAGCAGCAACCCUUCUCCAUGACCCAGACAUGCUUGUACGCAGAGCCGCUGCCAGGGCGCUCUGUGAAGGAGUCCGUGGGAAAGGUUCCAUGAAACAGCAGCAACUUGAAGAAGUUGUGGUUGAGCUCACUGCUGCCCUGGAAGAUACAGAUGACAUGGCAAAAAGCGCAGCGUAUGCGCUGGCAGCGAUUCAACACAUCCAUCAAGACAGCAUUUGGCCACUCCACGAGAAUGCUUUGGUGCGCUUGGAAUUCAUCCAAGCAGCAGCUGAUGCACCUGAUUCCAAAUCUUUGCACCAACUAAUUGUGGCAGUGGAAGACCAGAGCCUUGCAGUUCGAGAUCGAGCGUUGCUUGGCAUUGCCCAGUUUGUUUUCGAUGAGCUGGAUCGCAAAGUUUCGCUUUUCGGCCAGCCAUUAAGAACUGAUAGAAAGGUGCAGCAGAUGGUGUGGGAUCGCUUCAAGGCGGUGUCUUCAAUGUCUUCCAUGUCUUCAUUGCUUCAAGACCCUGAAUAUGAUGCCACGCAAAAGCCACCGGACGAGAGGCGGGAUGCCAAGAGUCAUGGUCCGUCACCACCCCCCUUUCUGUGGAGACAGUGUCCGCCUGAGCCAGUUCUGGACUUGGGUUUUGCCGCCAAAGAUUCGAGCCAGCAAACCAUUUCGGAUGCGGCCACUGAUGCAGGCGCACCGUUGCUCAGGUUAUCUCAGGUUUUGGGCCCUGGCCACAUAGCGAUCUUGCAGAAAGUGAUCCAACUUUUUUCUUUGGGGACUCGCUUGGAAGUCGUCCCGAAGCCCGACCUUGGGGAUUCGGCGGUCGCUGCCCUGUUUCACAGUUUCGGCAUCACCUUCCGACCCACCAACGUCGAUGGUGCCUUGGCCGAUGCCUUCGCACGGUUGCAUAUUGAACAUGGAUCUGAAAUUAUCUCAACGUGGAACUGCAAGAUUUUGUGCGAUUCUUGA